Messenger RNA from Rodentolepis nana, 828 nucleotides. Lineage: Eukaryota; Metazoa; Platyhelminthes; Cestoda; Cyclophyllidea; Hymenolepididae. The record is from the annotation of a GenBank genome assembly.
AUGGCGUCUUACGACGAAGUGAACGCUGCUCGUGAAUACCUGCAAAAGAAAAUCCCUUUUAAACCUCUAGUUGGUUUAAUCUGUGGCUCAGGUUUGGGAAACCUUAGAGAUGGCAUCAAAAAUCAAAUUGUAAUUCCCUACGAAGAUAUUCCAAACUUUCCCAAGUGUACAGUGGAAGGACAUUUCGGCAACUUGGUAUUUGGCACUAUUGGCAACAAGCAUGUUAUGCUGAUGCAGGGACGUUUACAUGGUUAUGAAGGCUAUACUCAGCAACAGGCAAUUCGACUGAUGAAACUCAUGGGAUGUGAAUAUCUCAUCUGCACUAACGCUACUGGCUCAGUUCACUUAGAUUAUAAUGUCGGUGAUCUAAUGGUAGUGAAGGAUCAUAUCAGUAUUCCUGCCCUUGCGGGCUUCAAUCCGCUUUGUGGACCAAAUGAUGAGAGGUUCGGAACACGAUUUCCAGCUCUCUCCGACGUAUAUACCAAAGAACUUCGACAACUGACCUUCAGUGUUGCAGAGGAGAUGGGUAUCAUGAAUAAAAUGCACGAAGGUGUUUACAUGUACGUUUUUGGUCCUACCUUUGACACGAUUGCUGAAGACCGUGCUCUUCGCCUCCUUGGUGCUGACGUUUUGGGAAUGAGUUUGACAGCUGAGACAACUGUGGCCCACCACUGUGGAAUGAAAGUUCUGGCUAUCGCUCUUGUAACUAACCGCUGUACUUUUGAAAGAGGCAAGCCACAAUCAACCCACCAAGAGGUUCUGCAAGCGGGUCUAGAGAGUAGCAAAAUCAUCACCUGCUUGAUCACUCAAGUACUGGAGAAAUUAUAA